Fonsecaea erecta is the source of this 2217-nucleotide messenger RNA. RefSeq lists its product as hypothetical. Gene Ontology annotation, cellular component: nucleus. The transcript is spliced from 5 exons. NCBI's taxonomy places the organism in Eukaryota, Fungi, Ascomycota, Eurotiomycetes, Chaetothyriales, Herpotrichiellaceae. The record is from RefSeq and is a predicted model, not a curated record. Gene Ontology annotation, molecular function: zinc ion binding; DNA-binding transcription factor activity, RNA polymerase II-specific; RNA polymerase II cis-regulatory region sequence-specific DNA binding. The coding region runs from base 1 to 2217 and encodes 738 amino acids. Gene Ontology annotation, biological process: DNA-templated transcription; positive regulation of transcription from RNA polymerase II promoter by galactose.
AUGGUGUCAUCCAGCAUUGCUACUGGCACUGGCACUGGUUCCGAUGCCUCCCCUCCCCAAUCCAAUGGACACGGCGAGAAGCGCAAGGCCGAAGCUGACCCAACACCGGAGAAACAAUCACAUACGAGGCGUAAAAUAAAAUGCAAUGGGAACACUCCGUGUCAAAGAUGUGGCAACCUGAAUCUCGAGUGCAUCUAUGCACCGAACUGUUGCACGAACUCGCUCAAAGAUUCUGCGGAGUUUAACCAGAUGCGGGAGCACAUCGCUGCCCUCCAAGAGCAGGUCAAUGACCUCUACGCCAGCCUGAACGAGCUACGAAGCAGGUCUGACAUUGCUUUUUCGGCUCCCAUCGAUCCGCAAUUCUCCCACGAUGGCUCGCACCGUUCAAUGUCCGUGUCGGCAUCGCGAACGCUCCCCCCCCUCAUCUCGCCGAAAAGAGCCCAGCCCAGGGCCUUGCCUCAAUUCCAUGGCCCGACAAGCACAGUGUAUGGAUUGGAUGUGGCCAAGUCUUCCCUGCAAACCAUGGGAAUAACACAUAAUGCGCUGGAUGAUGGAAUGAUGUCCCGCGAUCGAAGCCGGGCAGCUUCACCUAUUAUGAUGCUCCCGCCUCAUCCCAGCAAGGACCCACUGUGGCUCGUUGACCACUCUGAAGUGGUCCGUUUGUGUCGAGUUUAUGAGGAGGAGAUUGGCAUCAUGUACCCCGUGGUGGACAUCGACAAGGUACUAAAGCAAGCAAACUCGCUGUACAAGUUCAUUGCAGCCUCCCUCAGGACUGGGCUGGGCCAACCCAGCCUCCCAGGCGCAGACACAUUCGAUGACGAGGAAACCACUGUUUUAAAGAUGGUUCUUGCGAUUACGUUGACGGUCGAAGGACACGGUCGUAGCGAACUAGGCCAGCGAUUCUUUGAGGCGGCAAAACCGGCGACAGAUCUGAAGCUGGUUACCGCCCUUGAUAUCAAGUCCGUUGUUUUGACGGUACUGACGGCAACGUUCUACUUCCAAAAGGACGAAGAGGCACAGGCCUGGCGGUUCAUUGGCAUCGCAGCACGCAUGUGUAUAGAGAUGGGCCUCCACAGAAAGGAUUCAUUGCUCAAAUCGUUUACGAACGAAGCUGAAUACCAGCAAGCCAUCCGUAUCUUCUGGACGGUCUAUGCGCUCGAUCGGCGUUGGAGCUUUGGCACCGGUAUGCCAUUUGCAUUGCAAGAUGCUGACAUUGAUCCCGCACUGCCCGAACCAGACGAGAGUCAUCCAUAUCUGAAACACAUUACCAAGUACAACCAAAUUGCCACAAAGGUCUGGUACCACAACCUGGCGUACGAGGCGGGACAGAACACGAAGAAAGACGAGAUCGGAUUUUUGGAUUACCAGAUCCUGCAGUGGUAUGCGCAGCUCCCCGACUCACUGCAGUUCAACAAUCGAGAUCUCGCCAGAGAGAAUGAGAUACCCGGCCGUGGAGUGCGCCGGCUCCGACUCCUGAUGUAUCUGCGCAAGAAUCAGGCACGCAUUUCCAUCUACCGUCCCAUCCUUCAUUCCGCCACCAGCAUUAUGGAGAACCGGCAUUACGCUCAGAAUGUGAUUGAUGUGGCCAAGGACACUAUCAACACCUUGACAGCAGUCAACCAGAUGUCUGAUAUCUACAAGACCCAGCAAGUGCUGUACAACUACUUCCUGGUCCAGGCGCUUGCUGUACUCUUCCUCUCGGUGGCUCAUGCUCCGGCUGUCUUUUGCACCCAGACCAGGCAAGAGUUCUACGCUGCGAUUGAGAUUGUCAAGGGUUUCAGCACCAAGUCACAUGUGUCUAAGCGAUUAUGGCGGACCGUUCGGGGGCUGAAGGAUAUGGGUGACAAGAUCGGUCUUCUGGGUCGCGGAGGUAACGGCAUGAGUGACGCAGAGCAAGAUGCCCACUCAGAUGCUGCAAUGGCAAUGGCUGGGCUUGCCGGACACAAAGUCGACUACCAGCCGUAUAUCAACUCACAUUCGAACCAGACGAACGAAGGCCAAAAUCAGCAAGAGCUAGGAGUUAGCCCGGAUGAUGCCCUGCAGAUCACGAAUGAAUUGUCCAGUCUAUUCGAACUGGCCGGUGGCUAUGGAGCUACGACCCCAGGACCGGACACGUUCAACUUUGUGGGCGCCAACGGCGAGAUCAGCAUGGCAGAGGGAUUCAAUGCGUUUGGAAACGAGCCGGAAUUUGCCAGGAUUAUGAACGAGCUGUUCUGA